This is a messenger RNA of Cryptotermes secundus, 5985 nucleotides long. RefSeq names its product tudor domain-containing protein 7. The record is from RefSeq and is a predicted model, not a curated record. Bases 1 to 3642 code for a protein of 1213 amino acids. NCBI's taxonomy places the organism in Eukaryota, Metazoa, Arthropoda, Insecta, Blattodea, Kalotermitidae. The transcript has 22 exons.
AUGGCAGCAUCAUUGUACCGUGGUGUCAUGGCGGCCAUGUUGCCCACCAAUAACAUGAAUUGCUGUGUUUUGUCAGUUAAAUGCACAUUAUUGUUUUCGAAGGAGUGUACAGCGCUCUACACACGAAAGGAGGAAAUGGCUGAAAUAGACAGAGAUGAGGUGGUCAGCAUGCUGAGAGCAUGCCUGAUAUCCUCAAAAUAUGGCAUUCCAUUAAGCAACCUUAAUCGUGACUAUGAACUGUUAGCUGGUACCAAGAUCCCGUAUCAGGAACUGGGAUAUGAGACCCUUGAGCAGUUCUUGAAUAGUUUGCCCGAUAUCACAGUCAAACUUGGCCGUGGCGGGGAAAUGAUCUUAAACGCCAUUCCAAAUAAGAACACAGAACAUAUAUCUACACUGAUUUCUAAGCAGAAGUCUCCCUCAAGAAAAUCUAAGUCUACACGAAAAUAUGUACCUUCACAUCAUGCAGCAGCAUCUUUGCGGAGACCUCCGCCAAGUCCUGUGAAAACAUCAAGACACACACCCACUGCCGACAGUCAUAUGCCACUCUCUAUUACUGUAAAUAAUCAACCAGACAACGAGAAAUGUUUUGCGGAACCCUCUCGUCUAGUGUCCUUUGCAUCUGUACCAUCAAAACCUCUGCCACCGUCUGCACAGCCAGCACCUUCCAGCAGUGGCGGCAUUGGAGGCGAACAUUCCCGUCGAACAUUUGAGAAACCCCCUAGGUUCCUCAGAACAUCUCAAGGAGGAAACAUUACUACUAAGGAGUUAGCACCCGAACUUGUUGCUUCAGUAACUUGUCCAGUCACGUCGUCAUCUCGUGCUCAAGAACGUCUGAGCCGAGCAGUAUCUACGGCAGAAAAGGUGGUUAAGAGCAAUAACUUCAAGAUGAAUUUGAGUGGCACCGAAACAGUGACGAGCAAAGCGGCUAAUAAUGCUCACAAAGCUGCAAGUCGUGGGGGCCCCACCAUAACUUCUCCGCUGACACCCCUGCAGGCCAGGCUGAAUGCUAGCAGGUGGAAACAUACUCAGGAGCAAGAAACAUUGUCACUGGAAGAACAGCUUACAGCAGUUUCUCAUGGUGGUACUGAAAAUUCUGUAUGGCAACUGCAACAGUAUGCUAUGUCAAAAGGCAUGAGUAUACCCACAUACAAAAUUUUAGAACGAAAAUCUUAUGGCAAGGUGUACUACUACUCUGUCGUAAAGGUAGAUGACUUCAGUUUCAGCAGUUGUCCUGAUGAACAGUUAUCGCCAUUAGAGGCUAUGAACAUAGCUGCUAAGCGAGCUCUCGAAGAAAUCGAUGUACGAAGCAAAGGGAUUGGUGGAAAUGUGACUGAGAAUAAGAAUAUAAUUAUUUUGAGAAUAUCAAAUAUUGUUAGUGGACAUCGUCAUGGUAUUUGGUCAACGCAGAUUCCCAUCGAUUAUUAUCAACUUUACAAUGAAACCUUGCCUGUUGAUUGGUUGGAGAUAAUGGAAAGUUGUCCACUGGUUAAUUUUGAACAGGUGGUUGGAAAUAGAACCAUCAUUACUCCAAAGCAUCCAGCUUUGCCUGCUGAUUGUACAAGCCCGAUUAUUGAAGUACCUGCAUUUGCAAUGGAGACAUCACUGAGCUCUGCUGAACCUGUUGUACCAGAGCCCAUCACAUUGCCUGAUCACGAUGAAUGGGACAUGUUCAUUACAUGUGGUAAUUCAACUGACGAGAUCUGGGGUCGGCUGAUUGGAGAAGAAUAUAGUGUGAAAUAUGAAAAUCUGGCUACAGACAUGGAGAUGUUUUACAUGGGACAAGUUAACGUAGCAGUCAAUCCAAAGAUAGGUUCAUUUUAUGCUAUAAAAAUGGAUGACUGCUGGCAUCGCGUGGAGUUAGUGGAGAUGGAUGAAACACAUACCAGAGGACGGGUAUUUUUCAUUGAUCACGGAGAUGAAGAGGAUGUUGAUUUAAAUCAAUUGCAUUUACUGGAACAGCAUUUUGCAAGACUGCCAGCACAGGCUAUCCAUUGUUUCUUGUGGGGCCUGGAACACUUUGCUGACGAUCAGAAUGCGACACGCCACAUUACCGAUACCAUUGUCGGUAAGGUACUGAUUGCUUCUGUAAUGUCGCGUCCAAAUGAAAAGAAUCCAGAAGCUGGUAUCGUGCUGUUUGAUACAAGCACAGAAGAGGAUUUAAAUCUGAACACUGUUCUGAUAGACAGUAUCAGUAAGGAUGCAGUGGCACCCCAGUUACCAGCGGAAGGUAAAGUACAGGAAGUGUAUAUAUCACAUGUGAGCAAUUCGGGGGACGUGUUCCUGCAAUUCAAAAGCUAUAGUUACCUGGAAUCCCUUCUGUCUGGCGUGACAGAAAAUUGUCUCAAAGGAGAUAUUGUAAAGGGAUCUAGUGCAUAUAAUCCUGAUCCUUCACGACUGUAUCUGGCUCGGUACCACCAAGACGACAACUGGUAUCGAGCUGCCAUCACGAAGAAGCUUGGACAGACAGAGGUUGAGGUGAUAUUUGUUGAUUUUGGCAAUACUGAGAUAGUGAAUGUGUCAGAAUUAAUUUUACUAGAAACUCUGAAAAAAUCUGUUGCUCAGUUUCCACAUCAGGCCAUUAAAGUGCAUCUCCAUAAUGUACCAUGUUCCUCAUUUGAUGAACGGAUGGCCCUCCGUGUACGAGAAUUGGUUCCGUUUGAUGAAUGUGUCUUAGUGAAGACCAUAUCUGCCAGAUCACCGAGUAUCAUUCCUGUGGUGGAGAUAUUUAAACGUAUCCAGCCAGACAAUCUUCUUGUGUCUGUUAAUAGCACUUUGNCGCACUAUGAGAAGUCUCACUGUCGAAUAUGGGAUUUGUAUUUUUUCAUGUGUCAUAGACCUCCACCGAAACCAGCUGCCAAAGAUAGCAACACUCUUUGUGGCAAGAAACGCUUGGAACGUUCACAGAGUCAAGGAUUGGCUGUUUCAAACAUUUGCCCAUCUGAUGGUCUUGGUAGUGGCAACAGCUCAGGGGCACUGCAGCACCUCACUCCUAAAGGCUUUAAUUCAUAUGAUGAUGAAACAGCGAUGAAGGGACUCAGCCCACCGCAGAUUCCACUUGUCAAUGAAUACUUUGAUGUCAUGGUGACUUUGGCAGCGAAUCCAGGGAACUUCACGGUUCAGCCAUACAAAGAUACAGAACAGCUGCAUGAGAUGAUGAGGGACAUGCAGAUGCAGUACAAUGAGCAGAGGUAUCCACAUCCGGCAGUUGAUAACGUUAAAGAGGGCAGAUUGUAUGCUGCACUUCAUCAUGAUGGUCUCUGGUACCGAGUAUGUGUGUCCAAUGUUAUCAAUGAUAACAUGGUGUCGGUAUACUUCUGUGACUAUGGUGAUGUAUCAGUUAUGUCCCUGGAGAUGCUGCAGGCAUUGACUGAUCAGUUUAAAGAGCUCCCUUAUCAAGCCAUCAAAGCGAAACUUGCAGGUAUCCGACCCAAACACAGUGAUUGGUCUGUCGAAGAUUGCCUCAUAUUUCAAGAACUUGUUGUAAACCGGGAAUUUGUAUCGAUCGUGAUGGAAAAGGGGCCAGACAUUCUGAAUCCGACCAGCAUGACUGUAGGAUUGAGACUCAUUGAUACAUCACAGGAGGAAGAUGUCUGGAUAGAUGAGCUGUUAGUGAACCAAGAGAGGGCAGUUAAAAUCACAUAACACACCAAAGAGGUGAGCAUGAAGUUUUGAAGCAUCACAUGACAAGCAAUAGCUCCAUGCUCUGUCAGAAACACCAAACAGAGGUGCAGAAUUUGUAUCGUGAUCUGGAACCAGUCCAGGAAGUGUGUCAUACCAUUUAAAACUGCAUUCUGAUUUUUUGUUGUUUUGUUUAUGAACUCUGUAAACGUAUGUAUGUAAGUUCAGUUCCUUGGAAUACAUGAAUGUUUGAAGCCCAAGAGUGAGAAUUCCACUAAUAAUUUUAAGGUAUGUUUUAUAGUCUGUAUCAUUAGAUUUUUAUUUAAUGUAGGUAGUCAAACUGUCUUCCUAUUGGUUUAAUGAUGUAACCAGAUUAUGCGCUGUAUUGCCUUGUACUGGUAGUUUGUCAUAUUGGCUAAAUAUUGUUAAAAAGUGGAGCCAUGAAAUUACAAGGCUUACCAUUACCUACAAGCUGAAGUAUAGUUGCCAGCCCUGUAAUACCAUGGGAUUUCAAAUGAAGGUAUCCCAUAAUUUAUGUGAUAGUUGCAUUCGCAAUAGAUGAUUGUAAUUUGAAAUUUUGACUGUCUCUAGUUACUUCUUUAGUUUUACUCUGCCUUUAAUUUUCAUAGAAAAUUAUAUGAAUCGGUUAACUUGCCAUUAACUGUAGCAAUUUACAAAGCUUGAUUUUUUUUUGUUUCAGGCAGGUAGUUUUAUUGUUUCUAGUCAUUACUGAGAAACAAAUUAAAUUAAAAAAAAAUCAUUUGGUAUGACAUUAAUUCAAAUUCAUGUCAGCCAAAAUUACAUAAUUUGGAAGUUUACUGCAGGCUGAUAAUUACGUACAGUUAGAAUCUGGCCACCAAUCAUAUAAUACUGGGAGGCUUAAAACCUCUGUUCUUGGUGAUAAAACAUUAUAACUUUGGGGUUUAUUCAGAGGAGAAUACAGAAAUGAGCCUUGUUUAUUAUAAUCUAACCAUAAUUGGUUACAUAUACUGUAUUUAUUCAAAUGUAAGAUGACCUCUUAAAUUUUUUAUUUUUCAUGAAAAAUAUAUUUAUAACAAUAUUAUAAUUGCUCUAAUUUGAUUGUAUUCAGAAAUUUAGCUUUUGGUUACCCUGCCAUUUGACCUCGAUAUUCACACAACAGGAUGUCUGUAAAUGAAUUGCAGUAGAUCUGUUUAAUGAAACAAACUAUUCUAAGUAAGUUUCAAGGUUUUCAUGGCUUUGAGUGUUGAGUUAUUAUCUUCGGGGUUAUGACACCAUCUAGUAUGGACCCUGAAGAUGGAAGUAGCAUGUACCUCUGAAGCAUAAUUAUCUACCUACAAUACUGCACAGGUCACAACUCAUUAAGUUCUGAAAACUGAGUAACAAAUUUGUUUCAGGUUUUGCUUUGUCUGUUUUAGGAACAGACGCCUUUUCCAGUUUGACAAGUCAACAUUUCUUUUUCAUGUGGGUAAAAUACAGUGUUGUUUCCACUGACACAAAUAUACUCAUACCAAAGAAGAGAUUAUUGGAACAUUAUCCUGAUAAGUUGUCUCAUUUUAUUAUAUAGCAUUGUAAAUGUAAUGUCAAAGAUUAAGUAGUAAACACAUUCCAACUUAUUUUUGUGAUGGCCAGGAUGAUAAAUAUCCAGUUUCUAAGGAUUGUUAACCUUCCAGACCCAUUAUUGUAGCAGUAUUAUAAUCUUGCUCAUGAAACUUCAAUAUACAAAGAAAGGUACCUAUAUAAAUGUUAUAUUUUGUAGCACUGAAAAGACAUGAAAUGCAGGAAUAGCAAUAAUGUCGCUUUUUCAACCAAUACGAAUACUGGCAAACAUGGCAAAGAUCAGAUUUCGCACAUCUAGCGAUGCAUUGUAUGUUUCAACCGUGAGGCCAAAAACCAUUUUGGAGUCUACCGACAAAUGUGUUUUUAGAGAAUAUAAACUGCUUCUAAUUAAUAGUAUGUUAUAAUAAUAAUAAUUAAUAUAUGUGGUUCAGCAAAUUCUUGCGUGAUUCAGCAGUCAGACAAGAAUUCUAUUUGCCAGAUAGUUCUGUACGAGACAAACUCUGCCUCCCUGCACUUCUGUAAUUGGUGUACAAUAUUAUGUAUUCAAAUUUCCUUUCACGGAGAAAUAGUUCCAGAGUCUCACGUGCAGCACUGCUUCUUUUUACGCUAUAAGUGUUGACCAAUGUGGUCAUCAGCAGGUUUUAAAAAUUACUGGGUGAGGAAACUGCUGUCUUCUGUAUCAUUGUUGCUAAGUUUGUUAUGUGUCAUGUAAUUACUUCUUCAUAUACUUAACUCAAGGUGAUGGGUUGUGUUAUUAACUCUUUGACUGGCGCGAAGGGUAUUUAAAUCCCACCCCUGUCCUGGCAGGCCCUUUAAACCUUAUGUCGC